AUGGACUACCUUAAGGAGCAAAACCUGGAGUUUAGGUGUGAGCCGUGCAACAAAACUAGAAGGAAAAGUAUGCGUCUGGAGUAUGCCGAGGGAGGGCUGACGCUGGAGACCGUCAUGAACACUCUAAAGGAAAUGCAGGAAGUGCAGAAAAACAAUGCGGCGGACUUCAACAAAGUGUAUGAGGCUCUGCAUACUGGGCUACAAGAGAACACCGGUACUCUGAGAGGCGGCAUGGAGAGAAUUGAGGAGUACGUUAAGGAAAUUGAUGAACUGAAACGUGAAAAUGCAGCACUAAAGAGUAAAGUGGUGAAUCUGGAGCAGCGGGUUGAAGAUCUGGAAAACUACUCUAGGAGGAAUUGUCUAGAAAUACACGGGAUUCCUGAAGGGCGGGGUGAGAGGGUCUCUGACGUCGUGAAAGAGGUGGGGAAAGCACUGAACAUGAACAUUGAUGAGGGAAUGAUUGAUGCUUGUCACCGAAUCGGUAGGAAAGGUUCUGAGAAGGACCGUCCAAGGGGAAUCAUCGUGAAGUUUGUGCGUAGAACUGACAGGGAUGCGCUGAUGAACAAGAGGCGAGAGCGAAAGAAGGACUUCUCGACCCGUCACUUAGGCUUGAACACCGACAUCCCCAUCUUCGUCAACGACUCACUGUCACCAUCAAGGAGGAGGCUCUUCGCACUGGCUCGGCAACAGAAGAAGGACAAAGGCUACAAAUAUCUAUGGCUGCGGAAUGGAAACAUCCUGAUGAGGCAACACGACGGAGGGGAAAUUAUUGAAAUUAGAACCCAGGCUGAUCUCAGUAAUCUGUAA
This is a messenger RNA of Homalodisca vitripennis (glassy-winged sharpshooter), 807 nucleotides long. RefSeq lists its product as uncharacterized. The record is from RefSeq and is a predicted model, not a curated record. Lineage: Eukaryota; Metazoa; Arthropoda; Insecta; Hemiptera; Cicadellidae. Gene Ontology annotation, biological process: retrotransposition. Gene Ontology annotation, cellular component: ribonucleoprotein complex. Gene Ontology annotation, molecular function: single-stranded RNA binding. The transcript has a single exon. Bases 1 to 807 code for a protein of 268 amino acids.